Phytophthora nicotianae INRA-310 is the source of this 1674-nucleotide messenger RNA. RefSeq lists its product as hypothetical. The transcript has a single exon. The record is from RefSeq and is a predicted model, not a curated record. NCBI's taxonomy places the organism in Eukaryota, Oomycota, Peronosporomycetes, Peronosporales, Peronosporaceae. Bases 262 to 1443 code for a protein of 393 amino acids.
ACUUUUCGCAUGACUCAACCCGCGGAAAACUUGACUCUGAAAACCGUCGCGCGUAGCAGUGUCUAUGCGUCCGUGUCAGGUCGUAGAAAUCCGUCCACCCUACAAAUGCCUACAGCCCGCAUCGCUUUCAGCGACUUGGUGGUGGUUUGUCUGACCAUUUUGCUUAUCUCCUCACGGAGGUGACAGCUUUGGAUAGCCUCGCCUUGAAGCAUUUCCGACCCUGACCAAUUCCAAUCACCAACGGAGUCGUCGACGAACGCUAUGGGAUCGACUAAAGCUCCGUACACGAGUCCGUACGCACCGCUGGUGCUCACUACCAACGAGCGAAAGCGGUUGCGCCAGCUCGCUAAAAGCCUAAUUGAGGUGAACGUCGACAGCUACGAAGAGUUUUUGUACGUGAACGAAGGUCACCUCCCGGAGCGCGAAUGGAAGUUCUUCCGGCGCGACCAACAGGUCGAGACGUACGUACGCCGUCGCGACAAAUACAAUUUGAACGGCUUCGGUGCUCCGCAGAAGCUGCAUGCAUCUUCGGUCACCCGGACCACCACGAGUCUCAGUAGCACUCGUGGUGAGGAGUUCUCGUCGCUCAAUGUGGCGGACAUCCGCUCCAUUGGCCAGCGGAGCGGCACGAUCGAGGAAGCCGUGCACGGCGCCAUGUGUCCCACCACGGAGAUGAUGCGCUACAACUCGGAGUAUCUAGAAGACGGUAUGGAGGACGGUUGUGUGCUAGCGAUAAUCGACAACGUGACGCAGGAGGACCCGUUCACGUCGCUCAGCAUUCGCUGGGGGGUCACCGAAAACUCGCCCAUUGUCCGCAAGGUCAUCAAGAGCUACGACCACGUGUAUCUGGACGCGACGGGCUUCACGCAACUCAGCAACGGUGAGCGCGUGGGAUAUCACUUGGUGCACUCGGUUGACUUCAAAGGCACAACGCCGCCGCUACAGCAGUAUUUCCGCGGUCAAGUUGCUGCGAUUGGAUUCUGGAGACAAGUGGAGCCUGACGUCGUGCAGAUCCACGGUCACGGGGUGUACGCGUUGCCGUUCGAGCGUGCUCGGAACCUCUUCGUCCCUGCUAUUGCGACGUCCUUAUCAAAGUCGAUGAUCCACGUCUUCUAUGCGUCCCAGAUGAAGAAACUGCGUUGUGCCAUUCGUGAGCAGCGGAUGCAAAUGUUGUUCCGACCGCAAUGGAGCGCGAACCACCCGUGCAGUGUCUGCAAGAAGAAGCGGACACUAAACAAGGGAUCAAGUUGUGAACUGUGUGGUGAGCACGUGUGCAAGGUCUGCCGAAUCACGCACAAGAUGCCGACGGUGGAACUCGACAACAAAAUGCACCACUCCAAGAUGAGUUUGUGCCCAUUCUGUAUGUUGACCGUGACCAACAAGACCGCAGCAGCUACUGUGCGAGCUGAGGUUGGAGCUGGGCAAUACGGCACGUUGCAAUAGUCGACUAGUUACGAACCACUUCUCGAGAAAUGUCUGUCCGAUCGAAGGGCAGCACACCACCCACUACUAGUACUUAUUAGCAGCUCUACUGACUGCGAUGUGGAUAUUAACGAGGGAUUUCAAUGGAAUGUUUGUCUAUUAUCGUUAAGAGAAAAAAAAAGCACAGAUGAGCUACAUGUAGACUUAUCCAGCGACUAUGGGAACCGGUCGUACCAACCCGCUGCAAUCUCA